AUGCUUUUGCUUUGACAUGACGUGAACCGGAAGUAUUUCUGUAACGCGUGCACGUAACUUACUGGAGGGAAGCAGCGUGCAGAAAGAAAGGAAAUAUUAAAUCAUUUUCUUUUGUUGCCACAACACCGCUGAUAAAAUGUGUCAGGUGACUGAAGAAUAUCAUCAGGACUUGGUGCCGGAGCUGCCGAGCGUGUCAAAGAAAUGUGUCAAAUGCAAGGAGGUGCUUGCUGUGGUGGUCAUCAGAGCAGGAGACAAAUACUGCAGGGACUGUUUCGACCAGUACUUCCGUCACAAAUUCAGGGCUAUGCUGGGAAAAAACAGGAUCAUUUUCCCUGGAGAAAAGGUGCUGCUUGCAGUAUCUGGAGGUCCUUCUUCCAGUUCAAUGCUCCACCAAGUCCAAGAGGGUUUGAGUCAGAGUGCUCACAAAAGGUUGAGAUUCUUGCCUGGGAUCAUCUAUGUUGAUGAGGGUGGUGCUUUGGGUCAGUCUGUGGAGGAGAGACGGCUAACGGUGGCAAAGAUAGAGGAUAUGUUUAAAGCCACGGGAUUCCCCUUUCACAUCCUGCCUCUGGAACAGGUUCUUGACAUCACCAGUUCAGUCGUGGUAUUGGGUCCGUCUUCACCACAACCAGCUAGCGCUUACAAAGCAGCUGUGGAUCACUUCAUCCGUAAUGAUGUCAGCAGCAAUGUAACAUCUGAGAAGGAGGUUGGGACAUCACAGCCGUAUGUUCUGGAGUCCAAAACACACUCCUUACGUCAGCUGAUGGACUCUGCUAAGACUCUGACAGCCAGAGAAGAUCUAAUGAGCUUGCUAAGACAACAUGUUCUGGUGCACACAGCGCGCUGUGAAGGAUACAGUAAAGUGAUGUUGGGAGACAGCUGCACCAGACUGGCUGUUAAACUUCUUAGUAGUAUAUCGCAGGGCAGAGGAGCACACCUCGCUCAAGACACGGGUUUCUCAGAUUGUCGCUAUGGUGACGUCAUAUCAGUGAGGCCAAUGAGGGACUACAAUGCUAAAGAAAUUGCCUACUAUAACCAUCUAUUUCAUGUGCCUUUCAUCUUUACACCAAACCUGCACACUAAGUCGAAAGAAAAGUCCAGUCUCCAGCAUUUGACAGAGAGCUUUGUCAAUAAACUGCAAGUAGAUUUUCCUUCUACUGUCAGCACCAUCUACAGAACAAGUGAAAAGCUGCAAACAGCGUGUAAGAAUUCAUCUUCUGUGGACCAUUGUGAAAGAUGUCUGCUCUGUAUGUGUUCUCUCGAUACUGCAUUUGAGGCAGCUUCAGCCUUCCAGGCCACGAUUCUGUCAGAUCACCUCUCUCAGAACAAAUCUGUUGGCUCUAACAGUUGCUUUCCAAGACAGAAUCCAGGUAGCUGCUGCAAAGACACAGGACAGUGCUGUGCAACAACCUUUGAAGACAGAAGCUGCUCUUCUGGUCAAAGACUUGCAGAUGCAACAGAUCUGAGGAGAUGGUUGUGUUACAGCUGUCAGUUGACUGUCAAAGAUAUGUCAUCUGUGGAAGUUCUUCCUCAAUGCAUCUUGUCGGAGGCUCAGAGGAGGCAAAGGAGGUCUCGCAUGAGAGAUGAGAUCAGUGAUUUCCUGCUGGAUGAUUAAGAUGAAAGUGUUCAGCUCAAGGAUCAUGGAACUUUCAUUUCAUGAUACAAGAACAAUAUUCCGGUUUGUGUGAGUCACAUAAUCCAUAUGCUGGCUCUGUGUGGAAAAGGAGGGUAUGUCAAGGUCAAAUAUCUCAUCCUGUAACUUUUCUUUCAUCAGCUUUUAUCAUCCAAACUUUUAAAAUGACAGUAGCAUUGUUUUAUGGACUGCUUGUAAUUAAAACUGCAGGUCAAUG
Molecule: messenger RNA, 1847 nt
Organism: Entelurus aequoreus (snake pipefish)
Lineage: Eukaryota; Metazoa; Chordata; Actinopteri; Syngnathiformes; Syngnathidae
Gene: ctu2
Product: cytosolic thiouridylase subunit 2 homolog (S. pombe)
Exons: 16
Coding region: 137-1612 (491 amino acids)
Biological process (GO): tRNA wobble position uridine thiolation
Cellular component (GO): cytosol
Molecular function (GO): sulfurtransferase activity; tRNA binding
Source: RefSeq, a predicted model, not a curated record